Molecule: messenger RNA, 783 nt
Organism: Prionailurus viverrinus (fishing cat)
Lineage: Eukaryota; Metazoa; Chordata; Mammalia; Carnivora; Felidae
Product: basic proline-rich protein-like
Exons: 2
Coding region: 26-421 (131 amino acids)
Source: RefSeq, a predicted model, not a curated record
GCCCAUUCAUUCGAAAUGCGUAACAAUGAGCCCCGGGGCCCAGCGGCUCCGCGAGCUUCCCAGCUCGGCCCGAGCCCCUCUCGGCCCCCAGUGGAGGCGGCGCCUCAUUGGGGUCCCCCACCCCCGGCCGGCCACCCACUCGGGACCAACCUCCGACCCUCCUCCCACACUCGCGGAGUUGAAGUCAAACUUUCCUGGGCAGCCCCGGCGCCGCGUCGGCCCCUUCCCCCGCCCAGGCCCGCCCCAUCUCCGCACCCGGCCGGGCCACCCACCGCGCAACCCGGCCCAAAGCGCCGACCUCGCCGACUCCUCCCAGCCCCCGCCCCAGAGACCCCCCUCGGGCCGCGCCGCCGCGAAGCCCAGGUACAAGGGACAUUGUUCACAAGAGCGGAGGGAGUGGACACUCUUGCACUGCCAGUAGCACGUACAUCAGCACAGGUCAAGAGGGUUGGGAGUAUACAGUGAACUCCGUAAAAAGAAAGGCUACUCCCGAGAACCAUUUCUAAGGAAAAAUCCUAUACAUGGAAAAGUAGUCUGUGCGCACAGACACAAAACCUGCUCCCCCCCCACCGAAAAAAUAUGGAGCCCAAACCCCCAAAAUCGCCAGUGGAGACCAAUUAACUCAUAAUGUGGAUGUUUACCUAACAGAAUGUUACAAUUUGAUAAAAUGAGAAAUAAAAUAAGAGCCUAAGGUACAGUAAAUGAAAAACAGCGGUUUACAACACUUUAAAAACAGAAAACCCAUGCAAAUAAAAAAGAUGAGGAAUUAUAAGAGGAUGUGGA